Messenger RNA from Vigna umbellata (rice bean), 1005 nucleotides. RefSeq lists its product as uncharacterized. The record is from RefSeq and is a predicted model, not a curated record. Lineage: Eukaryota; Viridiplantae; Streptophyta; Magnoliopsida; Fabales; Fabaceae.
AUGGCCACCAAUCCAAAUGGUCAUGGUGAUGGCCAAGCUAAACGCACCUUGGAGGAUUAUUCUACAUUCUCAAGGCCUCUUCACUUCAACAGCAUUGCUAGGCCAAGGGUUAAUGCCGCCAACAUGGAGAUGAAGCCUGCUCUCAUCCAUUUGGUGCAAAAUAAUCAAUUCCAUGGCCUGUCUCAUGAGAAUCCAUACAAUCAUUUGGCCACCUUCCUUGAUAUUUGUAAUACUGUGAAGAUUCAUGAUGUACCUGAUGAAGCUAUAAGGCUCAGCCUGUUUCCAUUCUCAUUGGGAGGCAACGCCAAGGUGUGGUUGAAUUCUUUUCCUGAGAAUAGCUUCACGGCAUGGGAGGAUGUGGUUGCCAAGUUCCUCAACAAAUACUUCCCACAGUCAAAAGUAAAUAAAGGAAAGCAGGAAAUAUCAUCUUUUCAGCAAGAUGAUAGUGAAACUUUGAGUCAAGCAUGGGAUAGGUUCAAGGGCUUACUACGAAAGACGCCCACUCAUGGGUUUGAUGAGCCUACCGUCCUGACUAUGUUUUUGGGAGGAUUGAGAUCCCAAACCAAAUUGAUGUUGGAUGCCUCAGCUGGAGGAAAUAUUCGAUGGAAGACACCAGAAGAAGCCCAUGAGCUAAUAGAAAACAUGGCUGCAAAUGACAGUGAAUUGCAGAAUGAAAGGGCUCAACAAAAAGGUGUUUUUCAACUACAAUCUCAAGACGCCUUGUUAGCUCAAAACAAAAUAAUGACCCAACAACUCGAAGCUCUCAUGAAUAAGCUCUCUCAACUUCCUAAAGAGCUCCAUAAUGUUUCUCAAGCUCAACAUCAAGGAUGUGAGCUAUGUGGUGGAGAUCAUGUAAAUGGUCAGUGUGUCAUGCAAGCCAAUUUCCAAGAGGUGAAUUAUAUGGGUAAUCAAGACCACCAAGGUAACUACAACCAAGGAUGGAGACCUUACCCAAGCAUGGGCCAAGGACAAGCUGGGCCAUCAAACAGACCACCUCAACAAUAA